UCUCUCUCUCUCUCCAAAUUGCUUUUGAUUAAAGAACGGAAGAGUUUGUUAAACAAAGACGUGGGAAAGGAACACGUUCUAAGUCCAAAAGGGAUCCACCGGACUGACCGGAGAAUCUUCCUCCUUCUUUCUUUCUCUUUUCUUGUCAUCGCGGCGGUGGCGGUGACGGUGGCGUUUAUGUUUUAUAUGGGUGCUGGUUUUGGAAGAGAGAGACAAAUACUCCAUACCAAGGAAAAGGAAAAGCAAAAUGGCUUACCGGAGAAGGCACGGCAUUUCGAGAGCAUCCACCUUCAAGGAAGAGUUUCAUCACCCGCCUGACGACGAUCAUAAUUUACCCGAUUCAUCCUCCUCUUCUCUUGCCGCUCAGGCUAUUCGAGCCUCCGCUGCUCAUCGAGAAUCCUCUCUCUCCUCCGCCUACGCAGACUCUGUUCAUCACCCCUAUCCUUCCAAGAGCUUUCCUGCCUUUCCUGCCUAUGGGGAUGCAUCAACAAAAAGUGAGUCCAAAUCUGGAUUUUGGGGUGUUCUGGCUCGAAAAGCUAAAGCAAUUCUGGAGGAUGAUGCCAUGUCCCAGCAAGAUAAUGUGCCUGACCGAAUGAGAGCGCCGGGCUUUAAUACCUCAACAGGUGGCCAGCAAUCAUAUCCAGCACCUGAGAACUUCAGAAAAAUGGACAAUCCUAAAUUACGGAAGGGUUUGGAUGCAAUCACAUCUUCCCUUAAUCACAUUGGUGACACUUUUGAAAAGGCGUUUGAGGAAGGUCGCAUGAUAGUGGAAAAUAAGACAGCAGACAUCAUCCAAGAAACCCGAAAACUGCAAAUUAAGCGGAGAGGAGACAAUUCUGAGGCACCAAACCAGGCUCCUGAAGUGAAAAGUCCAUGGCUGAUGCAAACAACACAACUGCAAAUCCAAACCAAACAUGAAACUCAACUCAAGGCAUCUCGCGACGUUGCGAUGGCAACAGCUGCCAAAGCAAAACUACUUCUUCGGGAGCUAAAAACAAUUAAAGCAGAUUUUGCUUUUGCAAAGGAACGAUGUUCUCAACUUGAAGAAGAAAAUAAACUACUUCGAGAGAAUCGCGAGAAGGGAGACAACCGUGCGGAUGAUGACUUGAUCCGCCUUCAAUUGGAGACACUUUUGGCUGAGAAGGCGCGAUUGGCGCAUGAGAAUUCAAUAUAUGCCCGUGAGAACCGCUUCCUAAGGGAAAUUGUUGAAUACCACCAACUCACCAUGCAGGAUGUUGUCUAUAUAGAUGAAGGCAUUGAAGAAGUUACAGAAGUUUACCCAGGAGUCUCCAAAAUGCUCUCCAUUUCCCCACCCUCACCUACAUCCCCACCUUCACCUUCUGAGGUUCCCCCAUCUGUAAGCCCACCAGUAAUGAAGGAAAGCUUUCCCGUGCCCAUGCCGCCGCAGGAAAAUAAGGAUGUUCUAGGAAGUAAGGUACCACAGAGUCUGAGUACCUCAGUUUCGGAGGAAGAUGAUACAAAAAGACCCUCUGAAUCUUCUUCCUGAAUAGAGUUUGCUUUUAUUCAUCAAAGAUUUAAUAUUUUGUUCUUUUUUUUCUUUUUUCUUCCAUUUUUCAUUUAUGGGAGAAAGAGGAGCAAUGAGGGGAGUUACGUACUUCCUGCAGUUGGUAUUAAUUGGUGUUUUUGUUUUUCUGAUGGAGAGUGGAUUGGUGUCUAGUGUUUUCUGUAACUCAGUACAGGUUAAGGUAUUUUCCAUGUCAUUCUCGUACUCCAAGCCAGCAAUAGCAAGCGCAAAUAAAGUCUGCCGUCAUUUCAGAGCAAGAAGCAGAACUUCUUUGGGAUGAUUUGUUAUGUUGUUUUGUUCUUUAUCAAAUUUCAUGACAGAAAUGGUGUAGCAACUCUUGCGUCUGUUAAUCAUAUUUGGGAUUUGCUGUUC
Messenger RNA from Juglans regia (Persian walnut), 1897 nucleotides. RefSeq lists its product as uncharacterized. Lineage: Eukaryota; Viridiplantae; Streptophyta; Magnoliopsida; Fagales; Juglandaceae. The record is from RefSeq and is a predicted model, not a curated record. The transcript is spliced from 6 exons. Bases 248 to 1507 code for a protein of 419 amino acids.